AUGCAACCAUUUACAACUUUCAUAAGACAAGAUUUUCGUUUCAUCGAAAUGAUUAUACUCAAAUCCAAAUUAGGACUCAAGGUGGGAGUAGAGAAAACGUUGAAAUCUGCAUUUUUGGAAUUUUCACAAGAUUACAUGUCGAAUGAACACAAGCAAAGAUACAACUCAUUGAAACAAUUAAGUGAUUUAAGUACGCCUAUAGAAUGGCACCCAGAGGCUAGGAGUAUGCAACGCAAAAUAAUAUUACACGUUGGACCUACAAAUUCAGGAAAAACAUAUAAUGCAUUAAAAUGUCUGGAGACAGCUAAAUCUGGAAUUUAUUGUGGGCCAUUAAGAUUACUUGCUAAUGAGAUCUUUGAUCGUAUGAAUAAUAAUGGAAUACCGUGUAAUUUAGUUACUGGCGAAGAAAGAAAAGAGUUGGAUGGAAUUUAUGUACCAUUGACUUCUUCAACUGUAGAAAUGGCUAAUUUAAAUAGACAAUUGGAUGUUGCUGUCAUAGACGAAAUUCAAAUGAUCAGUGAUCCUUUUAGAGGCUGGGCAUGGACACAAGCACUAUUAGGACUAAAAGCAAAAGAAAUACAUAUUUGUGGUGAACCAGCAGCUAUUAAUCUAAUAAAGUCGAUAUGUAAGAGUGUCAAUGAAGAGGUUGAAGUAAGGGAAUAUAAAAGAUUAUCAAAACUUGUCAUCUGUGACUAUUCUCUUAAAAAUAAUCUCAAAGGAAUACAAAAAGGAGAUUGUGUAGUGACCUUUUCAAGAAAAGAAAUAUUCGCACUUAAAAGAAAUAUUGAAAACACUACAGGUUUACGUUGUGCUGUUGCUUAUGGUGGCUUACCUCCUGGUAUAUCAACUGAAACAAGGACGUUACAAGCCAAAUUAUUUAAUGAUCCUGAUAGUGAAUAUGAUGUUUUGAUAGCAAGUGAUGCUGUUGGAAUGG
Molecule: messenger RNA, 934 nt
Organism: Entrophospora sp. SA101
Lineage: Eukaryota; Fungi; Glomeromycota; Glomeromycetes; Entrophosporales; Entrophosporaceae
Source: the annotation of a GenBank genome assembly